UGUGAUUCAGUGAAUUUGUUUUUCAUUUGCGUCAUUCUUAGACUUGAUUCAAUUAAUUUUGACGCAAUAUUUGUCGAUAAGUACUGAAUAAGCUUUUACCCUAAAACUACAACAUACAAAUUCAAGAAAAAUAACUUGGCAUCACCGAAAAAUGGCAUCCGACAGAUCUGAAUCGACCGGAAAUUCCAAUGGCGAUCGCCGGAAAGUAGCUCUGAUCACCGGCAUUACCGGCCAAGACGGGUCAUAUCUGACUGAAUUCCUUCUCGACAAGGGUUAUGAAGUUCAUGGACUAAUCCGUAGAUCCUCCAAUUUCAACACUCAACGCGUUAAUCACAUCUACAUCGAUCCUCACAAUGUCCACAAGGCUCGCAUGAAACUCCACUAUGCCGACCUUACAGACGCCUCUUCUCUCCGCCGUUGGAUUGAUACUAUUCAACCCGAUGAGGUUUACAACCUCGCCGCACAGUCUCAUGUUGCCGUUUCCUUCGAGAUCCCUGAUUACACCGCCGACGUUGUCGCCACCGGUGCUCUCCGUCUUCUGGAGGCUGUCCGUUCUCACAUUUCUGCGACCGGAAGAUCACACAUCCGUUACUACCAAGCCGGAUCAUCUGAGAUGUUCGGAUCCACCCCACCGCCGCAAUCUGAAUCUACACCCUUCCACCCUAGAUCCCCUUACGCUGUCUCCAAGUGUGCCGCACAUUGGUACACUGUCAAUUACCGUGAAGCGUACGGAAUCUUCGCCUGUAAUGGGAUCCUGUUCAAUCAUGAAUCCCCCAGGCGGGGCGAGAACUUCGUUACUCGGAAGAUCACUCGGGCUGUGGGUCGGAUCAAGAUCGGGCUACAGAGCAAGCUGUUCUUGGGGAAUCUGCAGGCAUCCAGGGAUUGGGGUUUUGCUGGGGACUAUGUAGAAGCAAUGUGGAUGAUGCUGCAGCAAGAGAAGCCGGAUGACUAUGUGGUAGCAACUGAGGAAUCACACACUGUAGAGGAGUUCUUGGAAGUGGCAUUUGGUUUCGUUGGAUUGAAUUGGUCGGAUCAUGUCGUGAUUGAUAAGAGGUACUUUAGGCCUACAGAAGUUGAUAAUCUUAAGGGAGAUUCAAGCAAGGCGAGGAAAGUUUUGGGAUGGAAGCCCAAAGUUGGAUUCAAACAACUUGUGAAGAUGAUGGUGGACGAGGACGUCGAGUUGGCUAAAAGGGAGAAGGUUCUUGUUGAUGCUGGUUACAUGGAUGCUCAACAACAGCCUUGAAAACUCUCUUAUGCAGAAAAACGUUUCAUUCACAGGGUGGAGGACACUACAGACCUGCUUUCAGUUGCAGAACAGUUGUCCUUGCAAAUGACGAGAAAGCUGUAUACUCGUUGUUGUCUACCAAGCCGAUGUUAAUGCAGUCCAUGGUGAAGCGUCUCCUGGUGUGUGUGUUUGCUGUGUAGAAGACAUAAAGAAUCCUCCAGAGGACAAAGUAAAUAUUGAACUUCCAUAGCUGACUGCUUUGUUAAAUUUACUGCAAAACCCUGAAGUGCUUUAUACUAACCAAAGUAGUUAAGACAAGAAUUUUUCCGACUUGAAAAAAUUUUGGUUGCUGAUAAUUAAAUAGUUGGAAUUUGGAGUUUCCAAGAGAGUGCUUUUAGCAUCUACUUGUAAAUUAAAACUCUUUUCUUUUGAGAAUUAGCCCCUCAAUGAUGUGGAGAUUGUUGCCCUCCUGAAAGUUGCAAACAGAUAACAGCAGCACAAAAGUCACUCACAGCUUGAAGAUUCCACGUCCCCAAAAGCAACGAAGGUUUAAGUUAUCUGGGGAAACAGCUUGCUCAGUCCAGAUUAUUACUUCUGCCAAAGGAAAUUUUACUAUCUGCAGGCCUCAUGGAUGAUAUAAACACAGAGGGCCAAGUUACAAUGGAUAGUUUGUUUGCUGUGUCACGUCUUUCCUUACAUGUUGAUCAAUUAUUAAUAUUUGUUCCGGUUUCUAGUUUAAAUUUACCAUAGAAAGAUUUCAGUUUUUUGUUUUCCUUUUUACAUCUUUUAUGCUCCUCUUUCUUUUUUUUCAAUUCUCGGCAGGUCAAAUUUUGAUGGCUUCACGAUAUAGCUGAGAAUUAAAGAAAUUUUAUCAGUGACAUGAAUAUUACACACACCAACAAAAUUA
This is a messenger RNA of Solanum dulcamara, 2132 nucleotides long. Its product is annotated as GDP-mannose 4,6 dehydratase 1-like. Gene Ontology annotation, molecular function: GDP-mannose 4,6-dehydratase activity. Bases 152 to 1243 code for a protein of 363 amino acids. NCBI's taxonomy places the organism in Eukaryota, Viridiplantae, Streptophyta, Magnoliopsida, Solanales, Solanaceae. The transcript is spliced from 2 exons. Gene Ontology annotation, biological process: GDP-mannose metabolic process. The record is from RefSeq and is a predicted model, not a curated record.